This is a messenger RNA of Bursaphelenchus xylophilus (pine wood nematode), 3101 nucleotides long. Lineage: Eukaryota; Metazoa; Nematoda; Chromadorea; Rhabditida; Aphelenchoididae. The record is from the annotation of a GenBank genome assembly.
AUGUCGCAGAAAACACGGAAGUCCACUACAACAACAACUCGUACGUUUAGCACGGGAAGCAGUGUUCUGCCAGAAGAAUCUUUUGAAGCUUCGUGAGUUUUUGCCUCUUUCGGUUUUGUUGUUUUAGGUUCAAGGAGAAUUUUUGUGCGACGAUCGCGAACGAAAGAAUUAUAAUUUUGCUGUUUUCAGCGACAGUUUUGGCUCCAAUUCCUCCAGAUUGACGCGCACUCGUGUUGAAGAGAAGCAGAAACUCUCCAAUUUGAACGACCGUCUAGCUGGUUAUAUUGAGGUAUGUUUUUUGUUCAUUUUGUUGGUUUUUAGGAACGUCUUGGGAUUGAAAUUGGGGCUGAGGAUAAUAAUCUGUCAUUGCAGAAAGUCCGUUCGCUGGAACAAGAGAAUGCUACACUUCACGCCACCAUCCGUGAAGUCGAAGUGACCGAACGCAAAGAGCGCGAGGACGGCAAUUCGGAGUGGAAAGCCAAGGUUGAUGAGCUGCGAUCCUCGCUGGAACAUUCCAAUCGUGAGCGUGCGAAGUAAGUAAUAUGUUUUUAGCUGUUUUAUCACUUUUAGAAAUUUCGAAAAUAUAUUAUUCUUUUUCAGAGCGGAAAUUCAAGCCAAGAAAGCCCUGAAUGAAGCCGAUCAGCUCCGUGACAAGUUUACCAAAGCAGAACGUGAAUUGAACAUCGCCGUUGCCGACCGCGAUCGUAUCGCCGAUCAAGUGAACGAUCUGAAGGCCGAAAACAAACGUAUCGAAGGACUGAAGAACAAGUACGCUCGAGAGUUAGAGGAUGCCAAGCAAGAUAUUGACCGUGCUACCAACACAAUCUCAGCCCUUCAACAGCAAAUCGAAGAGGAGUUUUUGUUGAGAACCAGACUCCAGGACACGAACACCUCGCUGAAGGAGGAUAUUGAGACAAUGAAGAGAAUGCACGACACGGUAAGGGAUCUAAUUUGUUGAUGAUUUUUUAUGUUUAGGAGCUGGAUGAGGUCUAUAAGCGCCGCGAAGUCGAGAUGACCACCGUCCAACGUCAAUACGAGCACAAAAUGAACGACGCCGUGAAGCUGCGCGUCAAGGAAUUGAGGGCCGAAUUUGAUCAACGCCUCCGCGAAUCCCGUCAAGAACUGGAAGGCAAAUGGCGUCAUCGUGUGGAAGAAGCGUUGAGCGCCAGCGACAACAAAGAAGCUCAUGUCCUCGAACUCCGCGAAGAGAAUGUGCAGCUGAGAAAGUUCAAAAAGGAGUUCGAAGAUGAGAAUGCGAAGCUCAGAAGACAUCAAGAAGAGCUCCAAGCCAGACUGAAAGACCUCGAAGGACAAGUGAGAGUACUUCAUGACAAGGUACGCGCCAAGGACGAACAGAUCGACAAGCUCCAAGCCGAGAUUGAUCAGCUGAACAGAGAGUAUCAGGACCUGUUGGAUGUGAAGGUCCAGUUGGAUAAUGAGUUGGCAACUUAUCACCAACUGCUGCAGACGGAGGAAACUCGGUGAGGAGGGGGAUAGGAGUUUGGGGAGGGAUUGGGGGAGUUUUUGUGGGUUAGUUGGACUUUUGGGAUAUUACGGAUAUUACUUUAGGUACCUGAAGUCUGAGUUUUGGAUCUGGAUGAAUGAAAUUUGGUUGAAAUUAAGAAUAUGAUUAUCUAAAGUGUAUAGGAGGCUUUUAGCUUGAGAUUCGCAGAAAAUAUGAUUGAUUUAGAGUAGAAAUAAUUGAUUUUUUCGAUUUUGGAAUUGAAAAUAGGGAUGUGUUGAUUUGAUCAGGUUUUUUUUAAAUAUUUUUUGUUAGUUUUUCGAACGGGUUUUGUGUUUUUUAGUGUGUUUGGGGAUUUCCCGACAGGUGCGUUCGGAAUUUUUGAAAAUAUUUUUUUGGUUUCCCCACUAAUUUCCCCUCUUUUUAGCCUGAAAAUCCGCACUGAGGAAUCGGAUGUGGUCCCGGAAGAGGAAGACGACGAAAAUGACUUGCACGUCAGCUUCAAUGAAUCCAAUCUGCAACGUCUCCAACAAAUCAACGAGUCCCGCAAGCAGGCGUCGGUGUCGCCGCGUCGCGGAGUCAAGAGACGUCGCCUCGAGGAGGAGAGUUACUUCGAAGGCAGCGGCCGCUUCGAUCAGACCGCCGACGUCUACAGAACCCACCAAGAGGCCAAAGGAGAUGUGAUUGUAAGCGCGGUGGACCCGGAGGGACGGUUCGUGAAGAUUGAGAACAAGGGGGAUGUGGAUGUCCCACUGGGAGGAUGGAUUAUCGCCGCCCAAGACAAUGUCCAGGAAGUCAGAUUCAAGUUCCAUUCGAGACAACACAUCAAGGCUGGAACCAUCACAACUGUAAGUGAAGGUUGGAAAUAGUGAAAUAGAGUUUUGGAGGAAAAUUUGGGGUGGGUGGGGAUGGAAGCGAUAAAUUUUGGAGGGUAUGGUAAGAGGGGACUUUUUUUUCGAAUUUGAAAUUUUGAGAAAAAAAUGUAUUACUGAGAGCCGAAAAUUAUAGUGGGAAUUUUUAUAUGGAGGGCUGAGAAGUUAGGGAAGGCCAGAAACUUUGGGUGUGGUAAGGGGGGAUCUUUUAAAAAAAUUUUUUUUCUUUGAAAAAAUGCUUAGGGCCGAAUUUUUUUGGACGUUGACUGAAAAUUAGAGAAGAUGUUUUUGAUUUUGAUUUGAAAGUUUUUAGUUGCAAUCGAAGCAUCAAGUUUGUUGUACUUCGGCUUUUUCAAAAAUUAAAAAGUUUUUUUUUUUUGAUUUUUUGAGAAUUUUAAGCCACUUUUUAUUGGAUUUUCUUCCUGUUUAGCACAUUUUGAGUCCAAAUUUUGCUUUUCUGGAUAUUACUUUAGACCGAUUUUUAUAUAUUUUUUUUCAGUUUUUAGGUUGGAUUUUUUUAUUUUGAAUACAGUUUUUGACUAGAAUUAAACUUAUUUCUGCAGGUUUGGUCUGCGAAUGUGCCCGAUCGUGAGAACGACCCGGCCGGCAACAACCUGACCUUGAAGAACCAGCAAUGGCCCAAGGGCGACGAACGCCGCAUCCAGCUGCUGAACACGGAAAACGAAGAACAGGCCGUGUUCGAGAAGUACCGCUCCACCCGCAGCAUCAACGAAGGCAACGGCGACGACCGCUGCUCCAUUAUGUAG